This is a messenger RNA of Pomacea canaliculata, 6882 nucleotides long. RefSeq names its product stromal interaction molecule homolog. The transcript is spliced from 15 exons. The record is from RefSeq and is a predicted model, not a curated record. Gene Ontology annotation, cellular component: plasma membrane; endoplasmic reticulum. Gene Ontology annotation, biological process: activation of store-operated calcium channel activity; store-operated calcium entry; intracellular calcium ion homeostasis. Lineage: Eukaryota; Metazoa; Mollusca; Gastropoda; Architaenioglossa; Ampullariidae. The coding region runs from base 400 to 2763 and encodes 787 amino acids. Gene Ontology annotation, molecular function: protein binding; calcium ion binding; calcium channel regulator activity.
UGCAAAAAUGUCUUGAAUUAUUUUAAACUAAUACUUCAAAGUAUCUUUUCAUUAAUUAGUUCGUUAAUCUGUCUACAUUGUUAAUUAAAAGUAACAUAAAUAAUUUUGUAGAAUUUCGAUUCGCUUUUUAAGUUAACCAGGAUAGUGUUGUUGUAAACUCACAGAAGAAGCCACAGAAGAGAUCUCCUACGAUAAAUGUGGAAACGGACGAGGACACUAAUGUAUCCUGAGCUGUAGUGGUUCACUUCAUUUGAACAUGAUGCUAGGCAAACAAGAACAUGAUUCGUCACAUGGAUAACCGGACAGAACUGACAGAAGAGCUGUGUGAUUAUCUUAUUUACUCCGUUCACUGUUUGACGGAAUUUCGUCUGCUUUUUGCCGCCGGUUAUAAUCUGAGGAAUGAAGAUCAAAUCACUAAGGAUUGAGGCUUUCAGUGUCGUAUGUUUUCUAGUGAUUCUAGUGAUUCGGAAUGCUUAUGGGUCUACAGCUGACACUAAGAAAAAUGAAGAUCAAAAAGUUCACCGACCCGCAGACACCACGGCUGUGAAAAAAAUCGAGACACCUGCAAAUGGUACGGCAAAGGGACAGUCAACUUUGAAUUUUGACUGCAAUGAGAAGGAUAAGGAAUGUAAGGAGGAUAAACUAGGCUACGAGGCCAUAUACAGUCUGCAUCGCCUGAUAGAUGAUGAUCACAAUGGUAACGUCGAUCAGUCAGAAAGUGAUGAGUUCCUUCGUGAUGAACUGCAGUACACAGAUGGCUUUGAGCGACACUCACUGUUCCACAAUAAUGACAAACUCAUCAGUGUUGAUGACCUCUGGCGGGCAUGGAAGUUCUCAGAAGUGUACAACUGGACAGUGGAUGACGUUGUUGACUGGCUCCAGAAGGAAGUGGACUUGCCCCAAUACUCAGCUGUCUUCAUGGAUAACUCUGUCAGUGGUCCAUAUUUACCAAGGUUGGCCUCUUCCAGUUCCGCCUUGGUGUCCGUGCUUGGCAUAAAGAACCCUGUCCACAAACAAAAGCUUGCUCUCAAGGCCAUGGACACUGUGUUGUUUGGAGCACCACCUAAACGUCACAGUUAUAUGAAAGACCUUGUGCUGGUUGCAUCACUUAUUUUCGCUGUUGGAGGAUGCUGGUUUGCCUACCUACAUCAUCGCUAUUCUAGAGAGCAGGUUCGAAAACUUCUGGUAGAUCUUGAGUCCCUUCAAAAAGCUGAGGAAGCUCUGAUGGAUGUCCAGAGAAGACUAGAAGAUGCAGAAACUCGGCAGGCAGAUUUCCAGUCUGUUAGUUCAGUGAAACAGACCCAGAAUGCACUUCAUGAAGGUGCAGGAGAGGGAACACGGCAAAUUGAGGAAGAGUUGGCCGCCACCCUAUUAGCUCUGCACCAUGCAGAGAAUCAACUGGAACAGCAGUGGUCGCCUCCUGGCGAGCUGCAGGCAUGGCUGCAACUGACACAUGAGCUGGAACUGGAACACUACACUGCCAAACGUCAAGCUGCUGAACGCCAGUAUCAGUCAGCGAAAGAGUCAUGUGAAAAAAUUAAGAAGCGCAACAAAGCAUUGUUUGGUGCACUUCGCAUGGCUCACAGUAACUCAUUAGAUGAGAUAGACCAGAGAAUUCUCGAUGCACGGAUGGCACUGGAGGAAGUCAAGCAUGAUUUACAGGAGCGAUUGUUACGCUGGCAUGUUAUGGAGAGACUGUGUGGCUUUCCUAUUGUGUCUAACCCAGGCUUGGCAGCACUGCAUCAGACUUUGCAUGGAGCUGGAGGUAUUGCUGGACGAUUCCCACCAGCAGUCGGUGCAUCUGUUUCUGUUGAUGAAGCUGAUGAGGACCUCCCACCACCUGCAGCAUUUUCUUGCCCUUUACCUAAUGGGCUGUCUAGGCCAAGAGCUUUCUCAGCAGAGAUUCCCGAGAUGGCUGGAUUACCUUACGCAUUGAUACCUGACAACUGUCACAUAGAGAAAGAGAAAAUGGGACCACGGCGGGGAAAUAGGCGACGAACACAAUUUAGCUACCCCCCAGUGCCCAUCAUGACAACCAACAAAAGCUUCUUGCGUAAACGCGCAGGCACUGGCAGCACGGGCUCCCUCUCCCACCUUGCUCGAGUCGGGGUGCAGCUCACCCAAAUCCCGCACACUGACUUACACAACACCCAUCCCACCAGCCACUCCUCAGCCAUGCUGCUCAGGGAUGGCCAUGAGAUGGACAUUGCAAGCCCUCCCUCUUCGAUAGCUGCUGAGCCUGUCACCUUUCAUCUGGGUGAACAGCUGCAGCAUGCCCCAGACCGAAUAGCAGCCACAUCGUACACAGGCCACCAUCAUCACACCCCUCACACUAUCUCCAGUCGUCCUGGUGUCACAAAUGCCUCUCCUUCCCAGCCUGCUCCCAGCACCAGCACUGGUUCUUCUGCACUAUAUGGGGGAGUGUACAUUGGGGGUGCAGUGACAGGUGAGAGGCAAGUGCUGGUGUGCUCUCCUCAGCCUGCCACAAAUGGUGUGUCUGCUGCCUUCUUGCAUUCUAAGUCUUUGAAUUUUUCGGACUCCGAUGAUAACUUGUCACAAGGCACGCAAGACAGCUUGCCCCAAAGCCAGUCCUCGAGUGCGCUUCAGCGGGGACUACCCAGCAGUGGCCAAGACCUUGACAACCACACCUCCUCAUUAGACAUGGAUGAUAGAAGCAUUAGCCAAGGAAGUCAGAAGAAAUCAUCAGUAAAGAAAAAAUUCAAGAAUAUUUUCCGCAAGACUCACAAGCAGAAGUCAGUGUGAUUUGGUGGAUGACAAAAUGCAUUCAGCAUGUGACUGAAAAAAAUGUAUUCAGUGCAACCUGCUGGCAUGCUGGUUGCAAAUUUGGACAAAUAAAUUCCUGGAGACAAAAAAGUAGCAAAUAGGUGGGAAAGAGUCGGUGAAUCAUACAGAACACACAAGUGCCUAAAAACCAACAUUUUGGUCUCUUGUUACGGUUCCUGUAUAGUGGAAUGUUUGAUCUCAAGUUAAGCAUGCUAGAAGUGUUCUGUUUGAGUGAUUUUUUUUUUUUUAAACUUUUUACCCUGAGGACAGUUUGUGCUUGUGAUUACAAAAUAUUUUAAGUGAUAUUUAAUGCCAAUUUUGUACUGUUCUUUUUUUCAUGCUGUCUUGCCUAAAUUACACAACUCUUAACAUUCCUUCCUCACAUUGAUUGCUCCUUUGCUGUGUGAGCUUGCUUCUUUUUUAUUUGUUUUCAUCUAGCCUCUAAGUUUGAUUAUGAUAUUAUGACUGGAAAAAUAAUAAGCCCUCUUUUGUGCACGAAGGGAUUUUUAUCAAUGGUGAAAAUGUUACCUGUGUGUUUAAUAAUCCAGGUUAUUAGUAAGAGAGGGCUGAAGUCAGAUGAAAGCAUUUUUGUCGUGACUAGUUCUAUUUCUUUGGCUUUUGAAAAUUGUUUAUGUGCUUUAGCAUUUCAAGGUAAAACUUUUGAUUUGUUAUGCAAUUAUGUUAUCUGAUAUCUUUGUACCAGUCUUCAUGCCAACAGAUUUUAAUUCUAUCAUGCAAAUGUGAUCUUGUAUGUAUUCUUUAUUGAGUACCAUGUGCAUGUCUCUUUCUGUACUAGAAAGUUUCUGUUUUAGUGUCACUUUGAAUAAGAGAAUGAUCAUCAAUAUCACUCUUAUGUCCCAGCAUUCCUUCAUAGACAAUUACCCUCUUUUGCGUGAAUUUUUAGCCUGCUCAUAUGCAGUUUGCUGUACAGUGAUCAUGCACAUUCAUUUAGCAUGCACUUUUCCUCGCUUUCUCUUGCUGUGAGUGCAGACUGCAAACCUUAAAGGGUUUGGGGCUUGAGCUUCCAUUUUUAAUGUUUCUUGGUGCAUCCUGAGGCCUGAAGGAUACUGCAGGGGUGAUGGAAUAACAGUAGCAUGUCUGUUGUAUGGAACGUAUCUGUUAUAGUCAUAUCAUGAAAAUAUUGAGGGCUAGUGCAACUCAUUAAAUAGAGAUCACAGUUUGGUACUUUUAUUCCCGAGGUAAAAUUGAGUUUUUCUUCUGCGGCAUUUCAUAUAGCCUAAUCCUUAAAUGCACAAGAAUUUUAUUUUUUUUUAGUUGAAAAUAAUUCCAUUGUAAGUUGCUUGCUUCAUGCAGAAUUUGCAGUAGAUUGUUGAUUUAACAAAUUCUUUUUCAGUCGCUUAAGACCUAUUCACCACCAAAGACCAGGUGCAGGAGGUAUUAUCUAAUGAACCAGAUGGAACACAGUUCGACAGAUUUGCUCCAGUGUUGUGUUCAUUCAUGAUAUUUUUAUUGUUAGAUGCUGCUGAUUAUGUAGAAGCAGCGCUUGUCCUGGGUAUUCAAAUUCUGUCUGCGGUAGGUCAAAGCUUAUGGUUCAUUCCUUGACAAGUUCUUUGUAUAGAUUUUUUGCUUGUUUGAAAUCUUAUUUUUAGAUUUUUUUAGACUGACAAGCUUUUUACCAUUUUUGUCACCCUGUUCUAAUACUUGUACAGUUUAUUAUUAUAAAUAUUUCUUCUAAGAGUGCAGUUUUCUUUAGUAUGUUUAAUUAUUUCAUAAAAUAGAAGACAAUAUAUGUUCUUAUAUAUAGAUAUAUAUGUGUUCACACAUGAGCAUGCACACCGGAGGCAUAGGGCAUGUGCAGAUCAUUAAUUUGGAGCCUCAUUACCAUAUUGAUCAAAAGUAUGGGGCUCCUGAUGAUUAUCAAAAGCAUGGGGUCCUAGGCAAAUGCCUCAUCUGCCUGCCCCUAAGCAUGGCCCUGCACUUGAUCAUGUAUGCCUCCUUCAGGACAAGUGAUAAAAAUCUCUAAUGCUUAAAACCACACAAAGGAGAAUUGGGUAUCGAUAAGGUUUAUUUUGAAGACCAUUUUUAUGGAAUGUGAACCACCACUUUUUCAGUCUUGUCUUCAGAAAGUAAAGUAAAACCUAUCCUGUUUGACUUUGAAUUUUGUCUGUUUGCUAUUCAAAGAUGAAAUCUCUCUUGUUAGCCAAAAGAUUUAUUAUUUACUUUAUUGUAGAACUUAUUUAUCUAGCAGUUUUAGUUAACAUCUUGAGGUGUUAUUGUGUACUGUUACUUGACAUGAUUUAAUUUUUGUGUGUUGACAUAUCUGUAUUUCAUCUCUAGCAAAUGCAAAUGCGAUGUGCAUGAAAAAUGCAAAUAUGCUGCCAGCAUUUUUGUGUACUAAACAGAUUAUCUGCAAACGGGAGAAAAGCUACAGUGAAGAAUGAAUAUGUUUUCAGCAUGAAGAAAACUAUUUUUACACAUAAUUAUUAUGACAUUGCCAAUGUCUUUCUAAUGGUAUAUGUGACAGAGAAACCAUGCAGAAAGAAAAGUGUUUCAUUUUAUUUAUGUGAAGUGUUUUUAAAAAAAAGAUGUCUUGAAUCUGGUAUUCUUUUCCCGUGAUUAGCUUGGAAAGUGAUUUAAAGUUUGAUGACAUUUGUUUCUUUUUCAUUAAGAGAUCCCAUUAAAAGCAUUGUUCGCUGUUCCUUUUUUUCUUCCAUAUCUGGGCUGCAAGAAGGAAGACUAGCAUAUCCAUAUAAUUGUUCUCAAGUACAUACUUAAAGCACAACCCUGACAUCAGGCAUGCAGGAUGAUGUCCCCUACCUAUUCCAAUCUUGUUACCAUGUCAGUAAGCCUAUCCAAAGUCACUGCUCAUUAUUUUCAGUGCCCCUGAUGAGGUAUGAGAUCACAGAGUCUAGAAUGCAGCAGAAAUGAGAGAGAAUGAAGUUAGAUUGUCAGUUCCAUUCAGUGGCUAUUAAGAGGUUUUUUUGUGAAAGUGGCAGCCUGUGAGCAGAUGCAAACUGGUUACUUUCCUGGCAGUCAACAGUUUGUUGAUUCCUGAGUAGUGUUCAAGAACAGGGAAAAAUUUACUGCCACUUUUUAAAGACUGUUCUAGAGUUUAAUUUUAAUAUUUCUGCUUGGACUUCGUGAUGCAAAUAAAAACCCACUACAUAUUGUGUGCUUUUUAUUUGCACAUCAUGCACUAGUAAGUGUUCUUGCAGCCAUGGGCAGUUGUAUGAGUGGGCAGUUACGCAGCAAUUCCUUGCUCAUUACCUGUGAUUUUUCUUAUGAUUGUUGGAAGUGCUGGUUGAUCUAAGCACUUUUUUUCAGUAUGAGUGGAAUGUUAAUAUAAUUAAUGGAAUGUGUUGUGAGCAUCAGGAGGGGAAAAAAUUGUUCUUAUUUUCAGCUGAAAUGUUCUUUCAUGGUGCUGAAGUAAGCAAAUUGUCACCAUAUGAACUGAUACUUUAUUAGUGGCUGCUCUCAUGCCUACAAGUUUCAUUCACACCUGCAGUUAUCAGGUGUUUUAGUUGACUUAUCUGUAAAACUGCUUUCUAGUCUGCCUGCAGGAUGCCUCUUCUUCCCUAUUGUCUUUUUAUUGCAUCAGAGCAUCAUCCUCAGGGGUGUCACAAGGAUGCACAUCUUGCAGACUGGUACUGUAUAAGUGACAUGAUUAAAACAUGUGCCUAAGUAUUUUGCACCACAUGAAAAUACACAAGCAGGUAUUCUUUCCAACAAUCGCCUCUCCUGUGACUUUCUUUUUCCAAGGCCAUUGCUUAUGAGUGGUGGAUUGUGGGAGGGAUGAGAUGGAGGUACAAACACCUCGACUAUAAAUUAUUUCAGUUUAUUUUAAACUGCUAAAACUUUCUUACUUUUUUUUUGUACAGCCAUGAUUGAUUUUCAAGAACACAAUGUAUAUAAAAUAAAAUUUUAUGUAUACAUGAUAUAUCAACUUCUGUUAAAUUCCGAUUUGAAAAGAAUAUUUGCAAAUGUGUCAUUAUCUAAAAGAUAUACGGAGAAAGUUUGUUGGAGGAGGUGUUUCUGAAGCAUUUGGCUUCAGUUGAAGUUCUAAUAAAAUGCCUUGUAUUGACCUUUUUGUGAGGGGAGGGGAGUCAUUAAGAUUAAAAAUAUGACAAUGAAGUAGAA